Messenger RNA from Linderina pennispora, 512 nucleotides. RefSeq lists its product as uncharacterized. The coding region runs from base 30 to 461 and encodes 143 amino acids. The record is from RefSeq and is a predicted model, not a curated record. NCBI's taxonomy places the organism in Eukaryota, Fungi, Kickxellomycota, Kickxellomycetes, Kickxellales, Kickxellaceae. The transcript has a single exon.
CAACAGCAUCUUUUGUUUACUCUACCAGCAUGCAGAUACACAAGAACAUCCCCUACGCCGUGAACGCCGUCACCCGGCAGGACCUGAACCUGUACAUCCUGGACACUGCAGCAGCAGGCAAGAGGCUGCCGCUGGUGAUUUUCGUGCACGGCGGCGGCUGGCGCGCGCACGACAAGAGCGACUUUGUCAAUCUCUGCCAGAGCCUGGUCGCCUUGUCCAGCAAUACGGUGGCGGUGGCCGCGCUGAACUACCGGCUCAGCGUCCAGGACAACCUGUCAACCAAGCACCCGAUGCAUAUCAACGACGUGAUUGCCGGCGUGUGCUUCCUCCUGACCGGAACGUACCCGGACCAUGCGUCGAGGUUUGCCAGCCAGCUGGUGCACUCGAGGUAUGAGGAUGUCCCGCUGGUGGUGCGCGAUAUGGGCACGCACUUUGACAAGCUGGAGAACCCAAGGCUCUGACAGGCCAUCGUCAAGCACCUCCUUCCGUAAACUCGCUUUCAUAGAGCCCGC